Phytomonas sp. Hart1 is the source of this 801-nucleotide messenger RNA. The record is from the annotation of a GenBank genome assembly. NCBI's taxonomy places the organism in Eukaryota, Euglenozoa, Kinetoplastea, Trypanosomatida, Trypanosomatidae.
AUGCGGCUCUUCCUCAACUGCGCCCGGCGCAAUAACGUCCUGUCGGCCUCGCUCGGGCGCUUUUUUUUCGAUUUGUGCACCCUUGUCCAUCGCGGGAAGUGCCAAAGCGGGGAGUCUGCGAUGGCGUUGCUGGGAAACGGGGACGAUCCGGGGAUCGGCCCCGCCGCCUCGCCCUCACGGCCCCCUAUUCAGCCCGCCAACGCACCGCUCUACCACGAAACCGCCCUCGGGCUAUGGCGGACAUUUGGGGACGCCCUCACCGCAAAGGCGCCUUUUAUCGCCGACAAACUCCGCCACGUCCUGGAGGAGACCCCCGAGGAGGCCCACCAGGCCGAUACCGAGACCUCGAGCAUCGCCAGCACCAUCGAGCGCGUCCCCACCGCGGGGCUUUGCGAGUAUGACGCCCUGGCAGUGGAGUUUUCGCUCGACCUCCCCUCCCCGCGCCUCCCCAGGCCCGGAGGGGGGGGGGAGCCGCCCUAUUCCUUGUUGUUCGGCCUCCCGGGCGAGGACGGGCUGUCCGAGUUCGGCCCGGACGACGACGACGCCGGUGGGGAGGGGGGGCGGAAUCUCAGGGACCCAUCCACCUCCUCGGUGGAAAAUGAGGAAGUGGAGGAGGAGGAAGAGUCCAUGGGGUCGGUCGAGGCGCAGGAGCGAGACGCCAGGCCGCCAAGCAAAUAUAUUAAAAAACACCCCAGAGACAACGACGGGGAGAGCGAUGAAUGGAUGGGAAACGAGGAAGAAAGCUUCCAGUCUAGGCGGCACCGCAGUGAGGAGUCCUCCGGAUCCUCCAUAGCGUACUAG